UAAGGGUUACAUUCACGAUUCUCAGGGAACAGAAUUUGUUAUUCACCGUAGACUGUCAUCUGAGAUAGCAUUAUGUUUUCCACACUCGUGGCCGCUACCCUUGUGGCCCUUGUCUCUGCUGAUGGCAUCCCAGACUUCGUUGUUCCUGGAAAAUGCGCUAAAGUGGCCAACCAGGACAAGUUCGAUCUUCGCAAGUACUCGGGCCGCUGGUAUCAGACUCAGAUCAUCGACAACGCCUAUCAGCCAUUCACUCGCUGCAUCCACUCCAACUACGACUACUCUGACUCUGACUACGGCUUCAAGGUGACCACAGCUGGAUUCAGCCCCAGCAACGAGUACCUCAGAAUGCAGGGCAAGAUCUACCCCACAAAGGACUUCCCUGCUGCCCAUGCUCAUUGAUUUCCCUACCGUUUUCGCCGCUCCCUAUGAAGUGAUCGAGACUGACUACGACAGCUACUCGUGCGUGUAUUCCUGCAUCGAAAUGAGCGGCUACAAGGCCGA
This is a messenger RNA of Penaeus vannamei (Pacific white shrimp), 501 nucleotides long. NCBI's taxonomy places the organism in Eukaryota, Metazoa, Arthropoda, Malacostraca, Decapoda, Penaeidae. The record is from RefSeq and is a predicted model, not a curated record.